This is a messenger RNA of Danaus plexippus (monarch butterfly), 640 nucleotides long. RefSeq names its product inducible metalloproteinase inhibitor protein-like. The record is from RefSeq and is a predicted model, not a curated record. Bases 80 to 586 code for a protein of 168 amino acids. The transcript is spliced from 4 exons. NCBI's taxonomy places the organism in Eukaryota, Metazoa, Arthropoda, Insecta, Lepidoptera, Nymphalidae.
CAACCGUUAAUAUAAAACAGCAGUUCACUAAUUCAUUUCUCACAUUCAAUUUAAUAAUUGUCUGAAAUAGUAAAGUAAAAUGUUGUCAUUUGAAAUGUUAAGUGCUAUUAUAAUAUUAUAUACAGCGGCAUCUUCAGCGGCUGAGUUGCGAUGCGGGAUCAACGAGGUAGCAAUGGAUUGUCCAAGAGACUGCUACUUCGACUCCUGUCCUAAGAGUCGGUAUCACGACAAGACACCUUGCCCCAGACCUGAGAAGUGUCCUCCGCCGACAUGUAAAUGUAUCUUCAACUAUAGACGAGCUGACAACGGAACCUGCAUACCUACUACUGAAUGUCCUCCGUUCGAGUGUUCGGGUGUGAGGGAGGUGUACGACAGUUGUCCUCCGUGGUUUCCUUCUCAGAAGUGUGAGGACGCCGCCCCUACUGAUGUGUAUCCCUUCUUCAUACUGACUGUGGUGGAGUGCAGCCCCGCCUGCCGCUGCCAGCCUCAUCACUGGAGGGAUCACGGGACCUGUGUGCCUUACUAUGAGUGCCCAAACAUUAAAGCUAAACUACGAGGAAAACCAUCAACAAUCCCAGAGUCCUAAUUAGGACAAUGUGUAUUGUACAUUAUUUUGCUUAAUAAAAUCUUUUGAAAUAAA